This is a messenger RNA of Procambarus clarkii (red swamp crayfish), 7909 nucleotides long. Its product is annotated as LITAF domain-containing protein. The record is from RefSeq and is a predicted model, not a curated record. NCBI's taxonomy places the organism in Eukaryota, Metazoa, Arthropoda, Malacostraca, Decapoda, Cambaridae. Gene Ontology annotation, molecular function: zinc ion binding.
AUAGUGAAACCAUGUCCAAAGCGAGUGCACCACCCUUCAGCGCACCUCCUCCAUAUGCCCCACCCAGCUACUCUCAAGCGGUGGGAGGAGUGCCGCCACAGGCACCUUUCAUCCCCUUCCAUGUGAAGUGAUGGGGCUGCCCCAGGAGGGUAGGGAUGACGAGGACAGCACUAGAACUAGAGUUUCUCAAAGUGGCGGCUCGCACAGAAACCUGAUAGUUCCGAGGAGAGCGAGUGAAUGCACGAGACAUGAGGUCGAGGAUCUUCCGUUAUGGGCCUGGUAUUCUCAGCCAGACAUUGGUGGACCUAAAGGAUCCCUCAUUGCCCCACUUACUGCACCUAAUACUCCUACAUCCUUUCCACUUGACUCGUCAUUUCACGAGGCAAUACGACAGCGGCUUUUUAACACUGGUGAGGUUCCCAUGGCCCCAUUAUAUGUUCAGCCAAGGGUUCACGUAAUUCAUGGGGUCCAGAUAGGAUCCACAGUUACUCCUGCUGCAUAUACCUCUUAUGGACAUGCCGGUGCCCCAACUGCUGUUGUGACAACAGUGGUUCCUUUAGGAUCUCAGUCAACUCAUAUGAUAUGUCCACACUGUCAUGCAGAAGUUGACACUGCUACUAAGACCUCCCCAUCCAUGGUGGCUUGGUUAUCGGGCUUUAUCAUCUGCAUUCUUGGGUGCUGGAUGGGCUGUUGCCUGAUUCCCUGCUGUAUUAAUGACUGCAUGAAUGUGGAACACAAUUGUCCUAACUGUCAAGCCUUUCUGGGCAAGUACAAGCGAGGAUAGAAAGAGAAUGACAGCCGACCUUCCUACCCCCUUCAUUGUUCGUCUUAUAAAUGGUGGCUAUUACUUUAGGUGUGGAUAGCAUACAUGGCUGAAUGAUACACAUGCACGCUACUGGAUACCUCAGAAACAUGAUGGUUUCUAACACCUUUAUGCCAUUCAGUGAAGCUUGAUUUUAACAAGUUCUUGUAAAAAUAAAGUUAGAGGUGUGAUGAAAUAUGAUAAACAUAAUUCAUCAGCCAUGUCCUGAUAAUGUGGUAAUUAAAAGUUUAUGAAACCGAGAGAAAUGUAACUUAGAUGUAAUUAAGACAGAAAAUGGAGGUACUGUACUGAUACAGAAUAAAAAUAACUUUGACUUGUGUUUAAGAGACCAAAUGAGCGGGAAAGUGCACUAGAAAUUACUCUUAGGAUUUUCCAUUUGCAAACUUUUGUCUUAGGAUCAUGAGAAAUUGUAUUUAAGUAAUAUAAAAAUAAUGUUUAAGACAUUAGAUAAUUAUUUUAAUGAUGCAAGAAUACUGGUAGAAAGUCUUAACCAAAUUAUGUAAAGCAGCAGUCUUGUUGGAACAAAUAUAGCUGCUGCUGCCUCAGCCGCUAGAACCUCCAUAUAUAUUUUUAUAUUUUCUAGAUCUAGAGAAAUCUCAGCUUUAUAUAAUGAAAAGUCAAUCAAGAACAUAAAACAUUUGGUCUGUUGCCAAUUGUAUUUGAUAUUACUUAAAAAUUAAGUACUGUGUGGUAUUAAUGUUUAACCAUAAUACCUCUACAGUGAAUAUGAAAACAAUAUUUAUUAGUUUAUUAUCCAUCCACAUUUACUACUUUUAAGAACCAUGGCAAUUCAACAUUGAAGAUAAGUAGAGUAGAAUUUCAGAUUCCUAGUGACCUUUUAGACUUAAUCAACAGGGGUUUUCACUUUAUUUUACCGUACAGUAUCGGGUAAUACAGUAAUAAUGGUUGAAAGGUUUCACAGAAUAGGGACUAGUUCUGGAAUAUUGUGAAACUGUAUUAAUGAGUAAACUCAUUCUGCAUUUCAAUCCAUUCAGUCAGAUUUUUUAAGAUACUACAGUAUAUUACUAUCCAUGUUCAGUACAGGUGGCCCAGAUUUGUGCAGUGCAGCAUUGGAGUAUGCAAACUUCAGUUGCACAGAUAAGCCCUUUUAUAUCAAGAUUCAAGCUGCAUCUGUGAAUUUUAGUUAUGCAAACUGAAAACAAAUUAACAAUCUGCAAUAAUCAUUAGGUUUACCACAUGCUUAACAGUACAUUAUAUUAGGCCCUGACCCCUUACUUUCCUUGUGUUCUACAAACAUUUAGGUAUAUAUUUAAUAUUUAUGCAUCAUUGUGCAUUCCAAGAAUUCUAGACUAUUAAGUGCUGAAUUUGUCUGGAAAGGGCAUGGAGCAUUAAAUAUUAAUGUUAAAGAGAAACUUACUAUGAUGCCAUAGUGCUUGAAUGAAGGGGAAGGAAAGGCCCUAUAUGUAAAUAUAUUAAAAACUAAUUUUUUAUGUAUCCUACAUCCUGUCUCAAGGUGAUGUAUACAGAAUACAAUUGUAUAUUAUAUACAGUACCUUGAGAAAGGAUGUAGGUUACAUCCAAAAAUUGUUUUUAAUAUUGGGUCUUUCCUUCACCUUCAAUAAUGUUGAAAUAGACAUUUUGAAGGGUAGUGGAAGAAAGUGGAUUUCUGGAGGUUCCAGGAACCUAAACUUCUUUUUCACAAAUACAUUUGUUUGAUUUGCAUGGUUAUUAAAAGAUCAUACUACUGUACCUUACAAAUUAAGUCCCACCUGCAAAUAAUAAACUUUCAUUUAUUACCAGAUAAUUUACUGUAAUUCAUCAAUAAUGAGUCGGUGGAGUUUCAAAAUGUGAUGUCUUUAAAUCAACAAGGUUCUAUUUCAGGUUCUUCAGAUUAAUUGGAACUUGAGAAUUCAACCUAGAGCUAUUUUGAGCUCAUUUGCUUUGAAUGGGCACUUCUUACCAUUUAAAUGUCUUGAACAUUAUACUAGUCAUUUAUUAUGAAGAUUUAUUAUUAAUUUACCAAGAGCAUCAGUUGAUAGAAUCAUGCAGAAUUUUUUUUUGUACAGUAGAUGAUGGUUUGCCUGUAGGAUUUUAUAUCGGAUCAAACAUACUGCUUAUAAGGGUAAAAAAUGGAGAAGAGGUAAGGUCAGUGAAGGUGGGUUGAAAUCAGCAGUGAGGGGUGCAUGGUGUAAGUAAUUAUAUAUUAGUAUAUACAGCACUGUAUUCAUAUAGCAAGACUGGUAGCAAUGUUGAAUUUUUUCAUUCUAUUCAAUGAGGGACAUUGUGUUUGAAGGCUGCAUACUCUGUACACUGUCUUCUGAUAUUUUGAACUAUACCGUAAUGAUAAAUUUGACAACCUUUAAGUUCAUAAGGUGUUUAUCUCAGCAAUUUUGUGUUUCAUAGGCAUGGUUGAAGUGAUAUGGCAGAAAUGUCUGUUUAUAGUCCCAUUAAUUAAGAGCUAAAGUCACAGGAAUGUGGAUGAAAAUAAAUAACCAAACCCCCACACAUGAAAUGAGAGGGUUACAAGGGUUUUGGUCCAGCCUGGACUCUCCUCAGGUGAAACUGAAACAUACAGGGAAAGGAAGCCAUUAUAACGGUGUAGAUGAAGCAAGGUAUAAGUUUGUUUACUUCUAAGGAGUUGCAAUUGGCUCCAUUUUUCAUGGUUUACUUUUUCCCACUCACACCUAUCACCAUCAUCUUAAAAUGGUUUUCCUUUUACUGUAUGUCUCAGUUUUGACUAUGAGAGUCCAGGAUGGCCCAAAAUAUCACUUUUAUUUCAUGAGAGUGGGUUGGAUUAUCCCUAUUAGGGUUUUGGAAUGUUUCACCUACAUACACUGUCAAAACUAUUAAAGGGGUACAGUAUAUACCCCUUUGUGUUGACCUUGCAGUGUUUCUGACACAGGUUUUCAUUAUAGAUGUCUUGUGCGGUAUACUAUUAAAAUAAGUUCUGGAUGUUCUGUAGCACACACUAGUCUGGAUUGAACAUGUUCAUUAUCAUUCUACAACUAGGGCAGACAAUGUUCUUUACCAACCUGUGCCUCAUUGACCUUGUGCUUCUCCAGCAUUUUCCCCUUUAUAAGCACUAGCCAUGUGUAUCUUGUUAUAAUUUGAUAAGGGCCUUACAACAAAAGCACCAUCUACAAAAAUCUCUAAAGUUUCGUUUUUCUCAAUAUUGCUGCCAGCACUGUACUAUCAAAUUUCAGGUAUGCUAUUGGAAGGAGCACCAAAAUUGUUAGGAUAUCUGAAAUAAUUACUGAAAUCUAUGGUGUCCCCCCCCCCCUUUCCCUCCCUCCAAUUUGAUUGUUCUAACAAAAUAUUUACUUUUAAGUACUAUAUUGCUUUUAUUUUAUUAUAGUUGAGAUUUUUUGCCAAUCCAGUUUUUAUAUCAAUUAUCAAAUCUCGAAAUGACUUUCGAUUUUAUCCUAACUUGAUAUUCUUUGUGAUCUUAUUUCCGUUGUAGAUUAGGAAGUUAAGAGGUUGUCUCUCAUUAUUCUUCCAUGUGAAAAGUGCCUUGUUGAUUAGUUCAGAAAUGGAUAGAAUGUGUUGGUAUACCAAGACAAGUGAGGUCACUUCUACCAGGUAUUACAGGGCCAGUGUACUAAUUCAUCAUACAAACUUCCUGUCAAGCUUGGGUAAAGUAAUAAGCAACUAGUGUGCUAACCCUGUGUAGUUACGAAGGCAGCUGUCAUACUUCACCAGAGAAGCAGGGUUAGUGGGUCAUUCCUCACAACCUUUACUUGCCUUUAUCCUUGAUUGUAUUUGAACAUAAUACAGUAAAUAAUAAAUAAUCAAAGAUUUGUAUACUUCAAAAUUAUAGAACAUGUGUUCAAGAAUUAAAUGGGCAGCCAGACAUUUUAGAAAAUCUAUUGUCCUGCUUUUAGCUGUAACAUUCUUUGUUAUAUCCUCAUGAAUUGUUUUUGUGCAUUAUUACACUACAGUAAUUUUUUUAAUAAGCAAUUCCAUACCACUAUAUCCUGGCACAUUUUGCAAGUACACUGUAUCAGAUCAUAUGGGAAGAAAACAUUGAGGUUUGUCAUAUCAUUUGAACAACUUGGCAUUCAUCUCACAUUAUCAAUUCACCCACUUUUUUUAUGGACUAUCUUGCACGUUUUAAAUUUGUCAUUAACACUGCUCAAGUUAAUACUAGAGCACUCUGGCCUUUCACAACAUAUACAGACCAAAAUAGUCCAGCCUAUCAAGGUGUAGCUUCCCCCCCUCCCCUUGAGUUGUUGCCAUAAAUGUGCACACAUGAUUGGUGUAUAUAUUGUAGAUAAAAUGAAUACAAACAAUACUUGCAAGCUUUCUGUUCUGGAAAUUUGAAGUUCCCCGUUUUGAAUUUUUUUUGCCUUCAUAAAGAUAUGAUUUGUCAUACAUAAGUACUUUUAUAUAUGCAGUAUGUGUGCACACAUGAUUUCUCUUCGCCGAUGAAAAAAUGCCUGAAAAUUAAAUCUAGUUUCAGUGAUUAUAAGACAGAACAAAAGCACUCGGUGAAAGGUCCUGCCAUCUGUAAAUGUUUAAAUUUAAUUUUAUGAUGUAAGUUUUAUUGAUGCUACAAAAGUUUUUUCUUUCAUUUAAAAAAAAAAUUAAUUACUGUACUUUCCAAAUUAUGCAUAUCUUGCACCCAAAUCUUAGCGUUACUGGGAGGUUGCUCCUGUACACUGUACAACAAAAAUGUCCAGAUAAUCUUGUACAAGGUAAAAUAUGACAAAUAUUUGAACAUUGUACUUACCAGUUUAUUUAAGUGCAGAACAUCUUUAUACCAUCUUACACUAUAGAUGUAGAAACCGAAGAUCUACGUAACUUUGAUCCAAGUACUCGAGCUUUUCUUGGAAGAAUGAGAGCUUGUCAGCCCUACAGCAUGCUCUCGCACUUAUACUCUUGACAUUGUUAAUUUUUGGCUUUUCCAAAUCAUUGACCUUAUGUGCACCAUAAUACGAGCACAAAAUGUUGUGUUUGUCAAGAAACACACAGGAACAAAAAAAAUAGUCGAGUCGGUUUGUCGUGAAUUCGUGGUCAUCCGAAAUGAUCUCUGGGUGGCCCACCCUUGUAACCAACAUGGCAGCCGUAAGUUCCACUAUCCUGUACUGUCCUCACAUCUCGGGUGUGUCAUGUAAAUGAAAAUAGAAUGAUUAAGAAAAUGUAAUUCACAGAUUUAGAGAUCAGAUGUGUUUUAGCAUCAGACCAAAAUGUUUCUUUCACCCUGUUGCCCCUGUUACCUAGUAGUAAAUAGGUACCUGGGAGUUAGACAGCUGCUACGGGCUGCUUCUUGGGGGUGGAGGCCUGGUUGAGGACCGGGCCGCGGGGACACUAAGCCCCAAAAUCACCUCAAGAUAACCUCAAGAUGAUGCCCCAAAAUGCAUCAUUGGGCUACCUACCUACUGGUAGGUAGCUGGGCUGCUAUAGUGUUAAUAUGAAUUCACAAUUUUGUGUGGUGUUAUUCAAAAUAUUUAGUAAUAAUGUACUGUACAGCAAUACAUUACUGUAUAAAAUAUUGGAACCAGCAUACACAAGAUGCUAAAAAAAAAAAAAAAAGUUGCACACCAGACACUGGUGCUGUGUUAUUUUAUGUGCCUUAUUUGGAACUGAAGGAAACUAGUAUUGAUCCUGAAUACAUUUGUCAGUUCUGUUCCACUUUGUGAUAAACCUAUUCAUGGUCCCAUAUUAGCAUAUUCCUUGUUAGAGAUUGCCAUAUUAUUGAUGGGAAAUUUGCUGUGAAUAUAAAGAAACAUGGCCAAAUAUACUAGUAAAUUAUAAAUUAUAACAGGAAGUACCAUAAUCAAAUCUCAAACAUUUUCUAAAUUUAUAAUUAGUAUUUAAUCAUAAGGAGUACUUCACAAGAUAUAUCAUCUUACAGCAAUUUAACCCUUAAAUAUAUAUUUCCCACCUGACCUGACCAUGAAAAAUACCAUACAAAUAAUAUUUUAACAAAAUUGAGGCUCUAUGCAGAAAGGUAUCAAGUGCAGUUGGGUCACAGCCGAAAGAUCCCAGGUUCAAUUCUUGCCAGAUAAAAGCGGUCUGGCAGUGAUUACUUUUAUUAAAUAGGCACCUACAGGGCCAGAUUACCCGAUAGACCAAGUAGGCUAUGGCCUAGGGCUCACCAGUACUUUGUCCAUUUUAUGGUACAAAAAAAUAACUAAUUACUUGCUGACGAGUAAUUAAUUACUCAAAUCAAUUGAUUCCCGAGUAAUGAAUUACUUGCCAACACUGCCCGAUUAUUUUUUGUGUAAUUCAUGUACUGUAUUAUAAACAUUUUUGUAUGGGUUUAUAAUGUUUCGCACAACUGAGAGGCAGCAGAAUACAGCGAUUACUUUUUAUUUUAUUUGUUACUCAUUCAAAAGGCAUUCUACAUAUACACAGGUAAAAAAAGUAUGAGUUCGAGACCCAUACAGCCCAGGUGAAUGGAAGGUAUAUACACACAAGUGAUUGUUUACUGUUGUCAGGAAUUUAUAGCUUCAAGAAUCAUUACAGCUCUCUGGACAAGAGCUGUUAGGUCAGGAAUAUAAAAAUGACUAUACAGUACCUUUAUCAAAUAGAGUAUCCUGACAUGUAAACGGCAAGAAGCCAGUGUCCUCAAUUGAAGCAACACAUUAAGACUGAAAUGUUCAUUAUCUUUGUUACUUUAUAAAUGUUCUGCUCUUGCUUCACAUUUUCAUUUUUGUAUCAUUACCAUCUCAUCAUGCAUGAGAAUUUAAAAUCUGGGAAUAAAAUUUUAACUAACUAAAGAUUACAAAUAAUUUUGUACUGAUUUAACUGUAGACUGAGUAACUAAGAUUGUGACAGGUUACCUAUUAUCAUUUAUCACUUAACCUUUAUCUAAAAGGGUCUUUUCUUAUUGUAUUUAAAAGUGGGGUGUUUUUUACUGACAUCACUCAUCCGGAAUGUGUUCUGAAUGUGUUGCCGCUGUAACGCUACGGGUGAUGCAUUAAAAACAUACUGCACAUGCAUUGCAAUUUAUUAAUUAAGAGCUCAUGUUGCACUGUAUUAGGUUUAGUUGGACUAUUUUUUUUAAGUGAACAUUUAACAAAUAAUUGGCCUAUUAACAAAUUUCUAUGCAUACAUGUUGCCAUCCAUUUUAUGUUUAUUACAACUUUAAUAGCUCAAUAAAGAUAUACAAAAAACUGCAAA